Messenger RNA from Closterium sp. NIES-65, 2943 nucleotides. Lineage: Eukaryota; Viridiplantae; Streptophyta; Zygnematophyceae; Desmidiales; Closteriaceae. The record is from the annotation of a GenBank genome assembly.
AUGGAUUUCGUGGCCCGAGCGACGAAAUCAGUGUUGCGAGCAGCAGCUUCGCGCAUGGGAGAAGACCACUCUGCCGCACAGUCGUCCUCCUCCACUCCGCGCGGGUCCACAGCAGCACCCGCCAGAGCCUCUUCGCCGUACUCCCACUCGCCGGGUCUCGUCGCGCCUGCCUUCUCCCAGGAGCACUUGCCAUGGAUCAUGAAGUCAGCGCAUGAGAAGCCAUACGAGGAAGAGCUGAAGAAGCGCAUACUCGCCCUCUCACAGAGGCCAGAGGAGUUCCUAUACGGCGAGUUGGACCCAUCGCUGCUCAUUGACAUGCGCCAAGCCACCCUCAUGGCUGCGUCUGUGCUGCAGGUGGAUGAGGAGCUGAGGCAGCUGCGGCUGCGGUUUGUGCCUCGGGUGAUGAAGGAGCAGGAGUUUUGGCGGCGCUACUUCCCAUGGACAUCCCCUCCAGCCGGGCGGCCUUUGUCGCCGGCCAAUCAAAGACCACCUGUGGGCAGGGGAAGGAGCGAUAAGGAGCGGGCUAUGCGUCGCUCGCUAGCACGGGAGGAGUCAAUGGACGAUGGGGACAUGGAGGAUGCUUUCCUGCCCAUCUCCGUGCCCUCCUCUGUCACCAUUCGCCGCCUCGCCCAGGCUCUCAACAUGGCGCGUGCGUUCGCAACAGUGGAGGACAUGGCAUGUGAGGGCAGCAGUGACGACUCGCCAGAGGCACGCAGCAGCAGCGGCGGGGCACGAGGGGCCCCAGGCAGAGGGUCCAUGGUGGGAGGGGGCGCCGGCAUGGGUGGCGGCGCCGGCAGUGGCAUUAGCGGAGGGGGCAGAGGAGGAGGAGAUGACGAAUACGGUGCUAAUGGUGGUGGUGUUUCUGGUGGUGGAGCAGGGGCGAGUGGCAGUGACCGAUGGUCUUCUCUUGUAUUACAGACUGUGGAAGCAGGCUUUGCUGCGGCGCUCAGUCUUGCUCCUAAAGGGUCCGGCACAGGAGCACACAGCGGGAUGGCUGGGAGUGAAGGCUCAGGGGGAGGGCGAGCAGGAGGAGGAGGAGGAGGAGGUGGUGGGGGUGCAGGAGCUGCUGGUGGUGGUACUGGUGGGAGUCCCAGCCUUGCUCGCACGUUUAGCUUUACUGGAGGAGGAGGGGGUGGUGGUGGUGGGGGAGGUGGCAGGCGCAGGCACAGCCGCACUCGCACGCUGGCGUUUAACCCUGGGGAGUACAGUGCACUGCUCUGGUCGCUCUUUGACCUUGAGGACGAGGCAUGGGAGAAUUCAGAGAGUCUGGAGCCUCUGUCUCUCGGCCAAACCACCAGCGCCAGCAUGAGUAGCAGCAGCAGCCUCACAGGCCACAAGCAGGCAGGCGCCACGGGGCGAUCAGAGCCGUCCAUUGUGCACGAAAUCCACGGCGCGCCACCGAGUGGGUUUGUGGCUCAGCUGGCGGAGACGAUGGCGGGGAUCUCUUCAGACUCUAAGAUGGCUGGAUUCUGGAUGCAGAUCGUCAUGGAGCUGCGGCGGCGGUGGGCAGCGAGGCGGUUCAUCCCGCGGGUGCCGCAGGAAAGCGAUCCGGACCUGCACACGUGCCUGCUGCACCAGCACCUGCACCUCCUCAACUGCUGCACCGCCCGCCGCCUGCGCCGCUCGCACCAACUCUCCCAUGGAAGCCCCUCCAGCGCUGCUCCUGCUGGGAGUGUUUAUGGGAGUGUCGCUGGGAGCGGAUAUGUGGGAGGGAAUGCGUUUGGGAGUGUGGUGGCUGAGGGCUGUGAAGGGAGGGAAGCGGGUGAGGGUUCUGUCGGCAGGGGUGGAAGAGGCGAGGAAGAAGAGAGUGGGUUGAGAGAAGUGGAAGGGGGAGCAGCUGGCUUGUGCAUGGUGGGAGGGGUGAGGAGGAGAGGGGUGCUGCGCCGGGUGCCAGGGCUGGACCUUCUAGACACGGGGGAGCCUCUCUGCGCACCCAUCACCCAGGAGGGACCACUGUUGACAGAAGUCACUCUGAGAGAGCAAGAGGAGCUCAUCAUGAGGACCGGCAGUGUGGGCACGGGCUGUCAGCAGCUUUUCUCAGACAUGCAGGCCUUCAAGGCAGCGAACCCUGGGUGCAUCUUGGAGGAUUUUGUACGAUGGUACUCGCCGCCCGACUGGAGCAUGCUGCCGCCUACACCGCCCGACAGCGAGGCCGGCGGUGUGGGUGGCGGGGAUGGAAGUGACAGGGAGGUUCGAGAAGGGGGAGGGGAGGAGAGAGAUAAGGGAGACGGAGGGAAGGGAGGAACGGGAGCAGCAGCAGGAAGUGGAGUGGUGGAGGGGAGACGGAAGCAUGGGUAUCUGAGCGUGAGGAUGACAACACAAGGCAAUCUGUGGCAGGAGCUAUGGAACGCAGCACGGCCCAUCCCUGCUAUUCUGCAGCCACCACUCUUUGACGAGGAGCUCGCAGGGGAGAGUACACUGGAUGCACUGGAGAACAUCGCCCCUUCGGAUCUCUUUGAACAGCUUUUCAUUGCUGCGCUCUCAGCAGGGUUCGGCCUGGCGCAAACGGCCCUAGCGGGGUCUAGACGAGAGGCGGUAUGUUUCAACGUGCAAGAGUGUGCGUCCUAUGUGGCUGCCACAUGCACGCGAGGCAUGAGCUCUGCUAAGAUCGAUCGUCUCUGCCAGGUAUACGAGCACAUGGAGACAGCUAUCCUUUCGUACAACGAUCCCUCCUCCCCCUCGCCUUCCCCUGGGUCCACCGCCUCAUCGGACGUCACAACACCAGAAGCCCAUCCGCACACGGCGGGAAUGGCUGCCAGUGCAGGUGCAAGCAGUGGCGGCGAUCCUGAUGGGGACAGCUUUACCACGCCUCCCCGCCCCCUGUCUCUGCUCUUCUCCCAGUCCCCUGCAAAGACUGGGUCUGGGGGAGGCAUGUUGAGUGGAUGGUUCCCCUCGAGAAGUGGCCGCUUUGAAAUGGGGCGAGAGGAUGAUGGUGCUGACUGA